Molecule: messenger RNA, 368 nt
Organism: Paramecium pentaurelia
Lineage: Eukaryota; Ciliophora; Oligohymenophorea; Peniculida; Parameciidae
Source: the annotation of a GenBank genome assembly
AUGUUUAAGUUAAUUUUUAUAUUAUGCAUUAUUCUCAGCUUUUAGAAAAGAAUAUAUUACAACAGAUAUGAAGAGGAUCCUAUAAAUUCUUACGAAAAAUGUUAACGAAUGUUUUGCUAAGAUUAUGCUGACUCAUGCUUUUCUGACCAGCUUUGUAUGUAUACUUAACAUAAUUGUUUCUCAAAAUAUUACUCAAAAGAUUCCUAAAAUUAUAAAAAUGAUGUACUUAAAUAUAAAUAAUAAACUCAUUUUAGUACUAUGAAUGCAUAAAAUCAAAUAUCAAAGCCAAAGUGUAUAUAAAUUGCAUGGAAAUUUAUUGCUAACAAGACCUUUUAUUCAUUUAUUCUAGGAUAAAUAAGAAAAAUUGA